This is a messenger RNA of Triticum urartu, 1045 nucleotides long. RefSeq lists its product as uncharacterized. The record is from RefSeq and is a predicted model, not a curated record. NCBI's taxonomy places the organism in Eukaryota, Viridiplantae, Streptophyta, Magnoliopsida, Poales, Poaceae.
ACAACUCCCAGAAUCUCCCAAACCAUCAUCGCAACUCGCAAGUGACACCAAAACCUCCAUUCCCUCCACCCCCUCAGAGUCUCCUACGUUCAUGGCGACGGCGGCUGCGAGUCGGCCCAGCGGGCCUGUGCUGUCGACACCCAACUGCCGCUCCUACUCAUCCACCCCCAUCAAGCUCGCCGGCGGCGACGCCACCCACUUGCUGGGCAAGUCCGUCAGCGUCUCGUCCCCGUCCCCCACCAGGAGCCAGCACUACUGCACGUGCUCCGCGACGAACCACCCGGGCUCGUUCCGAUGCAGCGUCCACAAGGAGCGCAAGCAGGUGGCCCCCGCCGGCAGCAGCAAGCCCCCAUCCCCGCCGUCCAUCCGCGGUCUCGGCUCGAAGCGAAUGAGCAGCCGGCAGUGCGCCCGCAGGGCCCUCAAGCCGUCACCCGCGGUGCAGCAGUCGCAGCAACGGAGGCGCGCGGGCGGGUUCCGCCCCAGGCCCAGUAGGCUCUCCGCCGUGUCCACCGCCGGCGAGCGUCCCCGCGACAACUAGACGUAAACAAAUCAACCUCGACAUGCCAUAGCUAGGUAGAAUCGAUUCCGGCCUAGUCAAUUAGCUAAGCCACUUAGCUGUACAUAGAGUGAGCCUCUUCUUCUUCUCCGGCCCGGCGUGUUUAACGCCCCUGGUUUUGGAUAUAGAUGAACAUGAGUGACAAAUUGGAGACACAUGGCACAUGCGUCUGAUCUCUUGCCCCGUGACGGGAGGCUUAUCUGUCCAUGGAUGAUUUGCAGCAACAACUUUCUCCAUCUGCAUCUAUUUCUUUUUCUGUUUCACAGUGGCGUCUCGCCGUCGCUCGCUCCCGUCAUGCGGCAACCCUGUCCCAGCCUCCCGGAUUACGACGAGAUUUCUGUUGAAUUUCAUGAUUGCGAGCAAAGUGAUCGAGACUGGGUCGAGGAUUUUUGUUCUUGCUGCUCGUGAUAUUUUUCGUGUUGGCGCGACGAACGGCUGAGCGGGUUGGGUUAACCUCUCCAGCUGGCCUGCUUUCUUGGCAGUUGCGGA